AUGGAAUUACACCAAGGGGCCGCGAGCCAGGCACCGCAGAAUCCACUCAUGCCAGAUCGCAGCACAGCCGGCCAAAGGAUCAGAUCAGGUGAGUAUGUACACUACGGUGUCGGCUUCGUUACUCGGAAUUACACGAAGAAUACGUGGGGGACCACGUCAGGCAUAGUUGCCACUGCCAAGCGUACAAAUGAUGCCCACAAGCAUCUGAUCAGUCGGCCUGGGCCCCGAGUGGGUCUUUUACUGCGCGGUGGAGCCCUGCUCCUGUUGACCGGGCCAGAAGAAAUCGAGGAGAGAUCGGGCAACAGAAGAAAGGAGUGCCAAGCAGGCAGACAGUGCCACUUCACCUGUAAAGUACUGGAGUACGAUGUAUGGAUCAACUGUGUAGUGUCGUCGUUGUUAUGGAGGUGGCAUUCUUGGACAGCGUCGCUAGAGAGGUACGAGGUUACCUUCGCCAUGAGCCGCCUACUCAACGUCGAUGCCGACAUCUGGAGCCGACGUGCGGUGGAGACAACCAACAUUUCGGGCCUCGAGACCCGACCACCUGGGGCGCCCCCCACGCCACCCGUUCCUCUGGUGCUAAUUUCUGAUCAGCGCGUUGGUGCAUGGCGUGAGGGGUAUCACAAAAUCCACCGAAUGGCGAUCGACGAGUCGGCUUGGCAGAUUGCCGCCUAA
This is a messenger RNA of Thermothelomyces thermophilus ATCC 42464, 672 nucleotides long. RefSeq lists its product as uncharacterized. The transcript is spliced from 13 exons. The record is from RefSeq and is a predicted model, not a curated record. NCBI's taxonomy places the organism in Eukaryota, Fungi, Ascomycota, Sordariomycetes, Sordariales, Chaetomiaceae. Bases 1 to 672 code for a protein of 223 amino acids.